Messenger RNA from Ostrea edulis (European flat oyster), 1832 nucleotides. RefSeq names its product cytochrome P450 3A24-like. Gene Ontology annotation, molecular function: heme binding; steroid hydroxylase activity; iron ion binding. Lineage: Eukaryota; Metazoa; Mollusca; Bivalvia; Ostreida; Ostreidae. Bases 180 to 1682 code for a protein of 500 amino acids. The transcript has 14 exons. The record is from RefSeq and is a predicted model, not a curated record.
GUGUGUGCUUGCCAUGCAUUUUAUCAUGGUGUGUACAUUUACCUGGACUUUUGAAUAUUUAUCUCGCGACCUUAUAGAUGUCCCAGAACAGUUGUACCUAUACGUAUUUCACGUCGGUGAUGCAAUUCGACUGAGAUCAGUUUGUGCUCGCCUGUUUUACAGAUAUUCGUUGACUAGCGAUGGCGACACUAGGAGUCUGGUUGACUGGAUUGCUGAUUUUCAUCAUUUCUUUACUGAUUCUGUACCUUGUAUAUUCGACAUGGAAUUUCGGCAUAUUCAAGAAAAUGGGAAUAAAAGGACCACCUCCUAACCCUUUCUUUGGAAACCAUAUGGUCAUUGCCAAGAAGGGAUUUCCAGAAGCUGACAUGAUGUGGUGGAGAGAACAUGGGGAUGUAUUUGGAUACUUCAGCGGCAGAUCUCCAAUGCUAGUUGUCGCUGACCCAGACAUGCUAAAGGAGAUUCUUGUCAAACAAUUUCAAAACUUCACGGAUCGAAUAGUUUUCAAAGGUUUCAAUGGUGAUCUGGAAGAAAAUUUGAGCGCCCAGCAGGGAAAAGCAUGGAAACGUUGUAGAGCAAUCGUAUCCCCAACGUUUACAUCUGGCAAACUUAGAAAGAUGGACCCACUUAUCAAGGAAGCUGGCGAUGCACUCGUUCAGCACAUUAAAAGGACUAUCAAAACCAAUGAUAAAGUGGAGUGUACUUGGUUGUUUGGAUGUUACACUGUAGACGUGAUUGCCUCAACAGCCUUCGGGAUUAAAAUUGAUUCCCAGAGUGAUCCCGAGGACAAAUUUGUGCGGAUGGUUUCAAAACUCAUUGCCGUAAAAUUAUCCUCGCCUCUCCUUUUUAUAGCAUUUUUACUUCCCGCACUUGGAAUACCAUUGGCAAAACUUUUAAAAGUGUCAUUCGUGGAUAGUGAGGCCUCAUCAUUUUUCAGGAAAGAGAUAGAAAAAGCAAUCAAUACAAGAGACUCCAGUAAAAAGGAAUAUAUAGAUUUCAUCCAGCUGAUGAUGGAGGCUCAUAACGACGAUCCAGAUGAAACGAAUGAGAAAAGAGGAUUAACAUCUACAGAAAUCAUCGCAAAUUGUCUGCUGUUUUUCUUCGCUGGGUAUGAGACGACUGCCAGCACUCUUUCAUUCCUGGCAUAUUUUCUUGCUAUCCACCCAGACGUCCAACAAAAGAUAUACGAAGAGAUAUUGUCAGAGCUGGGCGAUGAGGAACCGGGUUAUGACAAUAUCGGAAAGCUGAACUAUAUGGACAUGUGCAUCAAUGAAACGAUGAGGAUGUACCCCAUAUCUCCCAGGACGGACCGAACGUGUGUUCACGAUGCUGAAGUUAAAGGUUUGAAGAUACCAAAGGGCAUGGAUAUUGCUAUACCAAUAUGGAUUUUACACCAUUCUGAUAAGCUAUGGGAAAAUCCUGAAAAAUUUGAUCCAGAGAGAUUUUCAGCUGAAAAUAAAGCCAAAAUGAAUCCAUACCAGUUCUUGCCUUUCGGUUAUGGACCCAGACUAUGUAUCGGGAAGAGGCUUGCGCUAACGGAGAUUAAAAUAGCAAUGACGAAACUACUUAGGGAAUUUGAAAUUAAAACAUCUACUGAAACACAUAUACCACCAAAGCUGAAGAACUCCGGUCUUGUUAAACCGGAAGACAUGUGGUUGAAAAUAACUCAACGAAAAUCAACAUAAUAUUCUAAGUAUACGGAGAUCUUUAUUUUCAUUCAGUUAAAAUAAAUAUUGUCCAGGUGUCAGAUUACUGAAAAGUCAUAGAAACACUAUCAAAUCAGAUUUAUAUUAAUCAAUGUUUUGCCAGUGAUAAUAAAAUAGUUCUUGCAUGAU